Macadamia integrifolia is the source of this 855-nucleotide messenger RNA. RefSeq names its product casparian strip membrane protein 1-like. The record is from RefSeq and is a predicted model, not a curated record. The coding region runs from base 80 to 727 and encodes 215 amino acids. NCBI's taxonomy places the organism in Eukaryota, Viridiplantae, Streptophyta, Magnoliopsida, Proteales, Proteaceae. The transcript is spliced from 3 exons.
AACAGCACCAAGUCUCCCUCUGAUCCUUUCCUCCUCAUCAACUCUCAUCACCUUGUCUUCCACAAUCCGUUUGACGAAAAUGAAGAGCGGUGAAGGUGAAGCGACUACCAUCAUCAUUGGAGAGGCAACCGUCGACACAAAAGGAAAAGCUCCGGCGGCUCCUCCGGUGGUUGCCACCACUAAGUCUAUGAAGUCUAUAAAGUCAAUCAAGUACGUAAAUGGAGGCUGGAAGAAGGGGAUCGCCGUGUUCGAUUUCCUUAUAAGGCUUGUUGCUAUAGCGGCUACUCUUACUGGUGCCAUUGUAAUGGGAACGACCAAUCAAACUCUCCCCUUCUUCACUCAGUCAUUUCAAUUUCGGGCCACCUAUAGUGAUUUCCCUCCUUUCACGUUAUUCGUCGUGGCGAAUGCGGUGGCUGGCGGGUAUCUCGUCCUCUCCCUGCCUUUCUCCAUUGCCAGCAUCGUUCGGCCCAAUGCAGGAGGACCAAGGCUCCUCCUACUCAUCCUAGACACAGUAAUGGUUGGCAUCACUUCGGCCAGUGCUGCAGCGGCAGCUGCGAUUGUCUAUUUGGCUCACGAUGGGAAUCCGAACGCAAAUUGGCUCCCCAUCUGUGGACAAUUCAAUAGCUUCUGUGAUCAAACCAGUGGGGCUGUAGUAGCGUCUUUUGUUGCAGCAGUCCUCUUCAUGUUGCUGGUGGCUAUGUCAGCAUUGGCUCUUAGAAAGCAUUGACAAGGACCUUCUUUGCUUACCCUUUCUGCUUGAUUGCUACGUGAAUCUGAAUCUGAAUUUCUUUGUGGUUUCUUUCUUACUUUUGGAUUUUCAAGUUAGGUACUUCAAUUCUUGCCACUUUUGGUUUG